Sycon ciliatum is the source of this 3981-nucleotide messenger RNA. RefSeq names its product calcium-transporting ATPase sarcoplasmic/endoplasmic reticulum type-like. The record is from RefSeq and is a predicted model, not a curated record. Gene Ontology annotation, biological process: intracellular calcium ion homeostasis; calcium ion transmembrane transport. NCBI's taxonomy places the organism in Eukaryota, Metazoa, Porifera, Calcarea, Leucosolenida, Sycettidae. Gene Ontology annotation, cellular component: membrane. The coding region runs from base 154 to 3201 and encodes 1015 amino acids. The transcript has 26 exons. Gene Ontology annotation, molecular function: P-type calcium transporter activity; ATP binding; ATP hydrolysis activity.
GUAGCAUCCAUAUGUGCAACGGUCGAUCGAUGUGACGCGGGUUCGAGAGCAUGUGUUUUUUUUCUGUGUGUCGGUGAGGAAGAAAGUUUCUGCAGGAAUUUCUUUUUUUACUUAUCGAGCUAAGUUCUCAAAGCUCUCCAUCCUCUUUUCAUCAUGGAGGAUUCUUAUAGGAGAGAGACAAGUGAUGUUUUAAAGCAUUUCGACGUAGAUCCUGAGAGAGGCCUUGACUCGCCACGCGUCAAACAACUUCUCGAGCGUUAUGGGCCGAAUGAAUUGCCGGCUGAGGAAGGGAAAUCCUUAUGGAGACUUGUCCUGGACCAAUUUGACGAUUUGUUGGUGAAAAUUCUUCUUCUAGCCGCCGUCAUAUCCUUCAUAUUAGCAUGGUUCGAGGAAGGUGAUGAGCAGACUACUGCCUUUGUUGAACCCUUCGUCAUUUUGCUGAUUCUCAUCGCAAAUGCCAUUGUAGGCGUGUGGCAGGAGAGGAAUGCCGAGAAUGCUAUUGAAGCACUCAAGGAGUAUGAGCCUGAAAUCGCAAAGGUCCUGCGUCAGGACAAGAACACCCUUCAGCAGAUCAAGGCUAAGUUCCUUGUUCCAGGUGACAUCUGUGAAGUGGCAGUUGGUGAUCGUGUUCCCGCAGACAUGCGGGUUAUCAAGGUUCGCUCCACCGUACUGCGUGUUGAUCAAGCCAUCUUGACUGGUGAAAGUGUUAGCGUGAUCAAACAUUCUGAUGUGGUGGAUAUUCCUGACGCUGUCAAUCAGGACAAGACCAACAUUCUCUUCUCUGGUACAAAUAUAGCUGCAGGGCGUGCUCUGGCUGUCGUUGUGGGCACUGGCCAGCAAACUGCUAUUGGUCGCAUUCGUGAUGAUAUGGCUGCCACAGAGAACGAGAAGACUCCUCUACAACAGAAACUUGACCAAUUUGGUCAACAGUUGUCUAAGGUGAUCACCAUCAUCUGCAUUCUUGUUUGGCUCAUCAAUAUCAAUCAUUUCUCAGAUCCCAGUCAUGGAUCUUGGCUUCGUGGUGCUGUAUACUACUUCAAGAUUGCCGUUGCACUUGCUGUUGCAGCGAUCCCAGAAGGCCUUCCAGUCGUCGUCACGACAUGCUUGGCGCUUGGCACCAACCGUAUGGCAAAGAAGAAUGCUAUUGUGCGUAGCCUGCCAUCAGUGGAGACUCUUGGUUGUACUACUGUGAUUUGCUCUGACAAGACUGGAACACUGACAACCAAUCAAAUGUCCGUCAGCCGUUUCUUUGUUGUUGAGGACGUUACCGAUUCUGGUGCAAAUUUGAUGGAGUUCUCAGCUUCUGGUUCAACCUACGAGCCAGUUGGUGAUAUUUCAUACAACGGCAAGGUGGUAACCGGCUUCGAAUAUCAGGAUCAUCUUCAAGAACUUGCACAGAUUUGCUGCUUGUGUAAUGAUUCAUCAGUGGACUACAAUGAAAGCAAGCAUGUCUAUGAGAAAGUUGGGGAGGCUACAGAGACAGCAUUGACUGUGCUUGUUGAAAAGCUCAAUGUUACCGGUGUCGAAAAGCAAGGCCUUUCCAAGUCCACCCUAUCCAGUGUUUGUAACCUGGAAGUAUCCAAGUGUCUCAGAAAGUCAUUUACUCUGGAGUUCUCACGAGACCGCAAGUCUAUGAGUGUGUACGUUGAAUCCCCGGAGGCCAGCGCUGGUAUUCAGACACGAUCCCGCCGUUCCAGUCCAACUGCUGGACCAAAGAUAUUUUGCAAGGGUGCUCCUGAGAGUGUUCUAGAUCGUUGCACACAUGCCCGUGUCAAUGGACGACGAGUUGCCCUGAAUGAUGCAGUGCGCCAGGAUAUUCUUGAGAGAGUCGCAGCCUAUGGCACUGGUAGAGAAACCCUUCGCUGUCUUGCUCUAGCUACCAUCGAUCAGCCUAUGGAUCCCAAUGACAUGCAGCUCGAGAAACCAGAGACGUUUAUCCAAAUUGAGAGCAAGAUGACAUUUGUUGGAGUUGUUGGUAUGCUGGACCCUCCCCGAAAGGAAGUGUAUGAUGCAAUCAAGUGUUGCGGCGAUGCUGGUAUUCGCGUCAUCGUUAUCACUGGUGAUAACAAGGGCACUGCUGAGGCCAUCUGCCGCCGCAUUGGUGUCUUUGAUGACCAUGAAGAUACAUCAGGAAAAUCCUUCUCCGGACGGGAAUUUGACCAACUUAGCGUUGCUGGUCAGAAAGAAGCAGUGCGCAAUGCAAAGCUAUUCUCUCGCGUUGAACCAGCACACAAGUACAAGAUUGUAGAAUACCUGCAAGAUGAUGGCCACAUCUCUGCCAUGACUGGUGAUGGUGUGAAUGAUGCUCCAGCAUUGAAGAAAGCUGAAAUUGGCGUAGCGAUGGGAUCAGGCACAGCUGUAGCUAAGUCUGCUUCAGAAAUGGUUUUGGCUGAUGACAACUUUACUUCUAUUGUUGCUGCUGUCGAGGAGGGCCGUGCUAUCUACAACAACACAAAGCAGUUUAUACGAUACUUGAUCUCAUCAAACAUUGGAGAAGUUGUCAGUAUUUUCCUAACGGCUGCACUUGGAAUUCCAGAAGCUCUGAUUCCGGUGCAGUUGUUGUGGGUGAACCUGGUGACAGAUGGUCUACCUGCUACUGCUCUUAGCUUCAACCCACCAGAGGAGAACAUCAUGAGACAGCCACCUCGCAACCCAAGAGUACCACUGAUCAGCGGAUGGCUCUUCUUCAGAUACAUGACCAUUGGAAUUUAUGUGGGCUGUGCAACCGUAUUUGCAUCCGUCUGGUGGUUUAUGUAUUUUGAUGGCGGUCCUCAGCUUAAUUACUAUCAGUUGAGUCACCACAUGUCCUGUACGCUUGACAAGGAAAACUUUGCAGAGAACUUUGACUGUGAGAUUUUCGAUGAUCCUCACCCUAUGACAAUGGCACUGUCUGUCCUUGUUACUAUUGAAAUGCUCAACGCUCUCAACAGCUUGAGUGAGAACCAGAGCUUGUUGUCAAUGUACCCAACACGGAAUCUCCUUCUGUUGGGAGCCAUUGCAUUGUCCAUGUCUCUGCAUUUCUUCAUUCUCUACGUGCCCCUCAUGUCGACUGUCUUCCAAAUCACACCACUAAAUCAAACUGAGUGGCUUGCCGUCAUAUACAUGUCACUACCUGUUAUUCUUCUUGAUGAAAUUCUGAAGUUUGUUGCUCGCAAUUUCGUCACAACAACUUCUCCCGAGUUCAAGGCCAAGCAAGACUAACUUAAAACCAUCGGGACCUCUUUUUGACUUGUGCAGUCCUUGUUGCAACGCAGCUGCUCGCAGAGUCAGCUUUUAGUGGAAAGACAAUGUGCUACAAUGUAAUGUACCAACUACUAGCUUUGCACACCACUGCUGCAUCAUGCCUGUAGCAUACUUGAUUGAUGUUGUUCAGCACAGCAGUAAAGCUUGUCAACUGUUGUAUUACUCACACAUGCACGUGUAUAGCGUAGCAUGCAAGUGCCAUAAUGCUUUCAUGAAAUUAUAUCUUCUUGUUUCCAUUGUUUUUGCUUCUAGGCACCUCCUGAUAUACAUGAGCGUAUGCAUGGUAGUGAGAGUGAGUGAGGCGUGUGUGCGUUCGUUCGUUUUGUUUGGCCUUGGCUUUGCUCAACGUAAGCAUAGCUUUCAAUCUGUCCCUGGUCCCCAGCUUUUAUGCAUUUAUUCUGAUGUAUCGUUGUCGCAACUUUUGCUUUGCUUUAGAUCUGCUUUUGCCGCCAUUGGCAAUUUUGUUGUCAGAAUUGUCAACAGUGGCCUUUGUUGCUUUCAUGCAUUUAUUCUGAUGUAUCGUUGUCGCAACUUUUUCUUUGCCUUAGAUCUGCUUUUGCCACCAUUGGCAAUUUUGUUGUCAGACUUGUCAACAGUGGCCUUUGUUUUUCUUGCGUUUGGACAAGACUGUAGUGGUGGACGUUAUGUCAUCAGUCAGUACUACUAGUACCACUAGUUCACAUGUGCUUGCACAUCUAUUGCAGUAUUGGUGUUGUUGGCAAUCUUGCUUUGACCGUA